GAUCUGCUUCUUCUCAAUCCUUCACUUCACUCGAGGCUUCUACGAAACCCUGCUCCUCCAUUAUCUCCCAAUUGCCAAAUCUCAGUUUCCCAAAAAAAUCCCAUCUUGGUGCUCAAUUUUCAUACCCAGUUUGAUGUAGAGGAUCCAAUUUCUCAGAGAAUGUAGAUUGAAGCUUCAAGCAAUGGAUCAGGGAGUGUGGUACGAUACGAAGCCUGCAAAGGUCUCAAAAAGAGUUUGGUUAGUAAUUAACAAAUCAAUGGGACUCCUCGUGGGUGGGAAUCACACCUCCUCCAGAGAUAACUCCAACACCAAAUCAGUUCGGUUUUGGCCGAAAGUCAGAGCUCAAAUGAAGCUCUUGAAGCUCCAGAUCCUUCAUGGAUCGCUUGCCCAGCGCGUUUUCUUCCGCACGUUCUUUAUCGCCGCGGCUAUGUCUGUGAUUCCCUUGGUUCACAUUUUGUCCGGGUCUUACAUGAGAAUGUUCAACUUCGUGAGCACUAUUGACUGCGCCUCUGAAUUAGGGAGUGACAAUGUGAACCUGGACCCGGGAAAGUUCAUCUUCCAGACCCGGUUUCUGAAUCCCAUUUGGGGUAGCUUCGAUUCGGAGCAGUGCAAGCAAGAUGUGAACUUGACUGUCACUGUGGUCAGAGAGCUAAUGAGCAAGCAGCUUUUGAAUGGUGAUAAGGCUCUCUGUGUCGGUGAGGGAUCGGCCUCAGCAGUGAUGGCGUUGCAGGAUUUGGGGUUCCCCAAUGCGAGAGGUAUUUAUGAACACCGAUUCUUCUCUCUCAAGCGGAAGCAGUUUGUGUAUGAGAUUGACUAUGAGGACAAGUCGUUUGACUUUUUGUUCUGUAGGGAUCUAGACAAGGUUUCUGUCCCUGCUCUGCUUGUGCUUGAGAUUGAGCGUGUUCUUAGCCCCGGUGGAAUUGGGGCUAUGCUUGUUGGUAGCAGUGGUUUGGCUCCGAAUAGCCUCAUAAGGUCUGCUACCCCGAUAUCUUCAUUGCUGAAGAGUUCCAGUGUCGUGCAUGUUAAUCAUAUUAGCAAUUUCACACUGGUUGUGUUCAGGAAGAGUUACGAAAAUGCUGGCCUAUUUGAGCAGUAUCGCCUUCCGGCUGACUGCCAGUCCCUCACAAACAAUAGACCUGUCAUUGAGAAAAUAGAACCUCUUGUGAUGGAAAAGCCAGUGUAUGAUGGGGAAGCAGUUUAUCUGCCUGAUGUUAUUGAUGUUUCCUCCAAGAAGCGGUUGGUUUAUAUCGAUAUUGGGGCAGCAGAGCACCUGAAAUCAAAUGUUACAAACUGGUUCCUGCCUUCGUAUCCGAUUACACACAAAGCUUUCCAUGUCUAUUUUGUUGACCACAACACUUCUGUGCUAUUGUCCUAUGUCAAAAAGCCAGGAAUCACAUUCGUUUAUCAUCCAGGGCUGGCUGGAAUCAAGGAUAAGAGCAAUGUUAACAUCGAAGGAGAUGCAGAGCCCUACAUUGCAGAUGAAGGGUUUGAUUUUCUUAUCUGGUUCAAGGAAACAGUACAACGUGCCGAGUUUGUGGUGCUCAAAAUGAAUGCAGGCAGUGUAGAAUUAAAGUUCCUGAGGGAUCUAUUUGAGAGUGGAGCCAUUUGCUUUGUCGAUGAGCUGUUUCUUCACUGCUCUGGCAACAUAGACGGCGAAGGUCCAAUGCCGGUAGACUGCAUGGACAUCUUCAAGAGCCUCCGGAGCAGUGGUGUGUAUGUGCAUCAGUGGUGGGGAGAAGACAACCCCGUUGGUGUUCUGUGAUGGUGUCAUGUUUGAUUCGAUCAUCUCGUGAUCUGAUCUUGUUGUUUUGUUUAACUAGUACGUCAUUAUGUGGGGAAGGAACAUCUUAUUGCUUUUUUUGGUUGGGGCAAUAAUUAUUAAGCUAAAUAAACAA
Molecule: messenger RNA, 1895 nt
Organism: Argentina anserina (silverweed cinquefoil)
Lineage: Eukaryota; Viridiplantae; Streptophyta; Magnoliopsida; Rosales; Rosaceae
Exons: 2
Coding region: 182-1762 (526 amino acids)
Source: RefSeq, a predicted model, not a curated record